Molecule: messenger RNA, 417 nt
Organism: Seminavis robusta
Lineage: Eukaryota; Bacillariophyta; Bacillariophyceae; Naviculales; Naviculaceae
Source: the annotation of a GenBank genome assembly
AUGUCCGACCUCGAUACUUGCCGAAACGAAAUCCAGCAGGAAAUAAACCUGUACUGGUCCUUCGUCUACAUUUCCCUCACAUUGACUGUGGUCAAUGUCAUCUUUCGUAACAUUCUUCGCAAUGGAUCUAACCCAGAAGAGAACUACGGCAAGGCGGUCAAGCUCUUUGUCGUCACGGGAAUUAUCAAGUGCAUCUUUGGAAUUCUGCUCAUCACGGUCCUUCUCCCUACAUGUCCUGCCGGUUGUACAUGCGGCCACAUUGGCCAUCCGACAUACGGAUAUGUUGCCUUGGCGCUGGGUUUUCUCUGGCUCUAUUACGCACACGUUUACUACAAAAAGUUGCAAGAGGCGGGCGUGCAAUACGGGGAAGUGGCCAUGAGCAAGCCGGAAAUUUCGAUGACCUCUCCUGUUGUUUGA